UUAUUAUUAUUUUUUUUUUUUUUUUCGUUUUGUUUAAUGACAUUUUUCGCUUGUCAUAAAGUUGUACACAAUCACAGGUCGUCGGCGGCGGCAGCGGCAGUCAGUGUAUACCUUUAGGUCUAGUUCUAGCUGUUAUGUGUAUCUCUCUCUCUAAUGUGCACUAGAACGCCCAUUGCCACAUGUCGUGUAAAAUGUCCGUGCGUGCCUUUAAGCAGCAGCAGCAGCAGCAACAACAACAGCAGCAGCAAAAGCAGUCAACGCCUUCAGGUCAGAAUCAAGGACGGCCUGCUGCUUUGAACGUGCAACCAGCAAUUGCAGCUCUUGCAUCGGCAUCUGGACAAACACCGCCAACUCCGCCGCCAUCGCCACAAGUUCGCAUCUACGAAGAUUUCGAUAGAAUGAGCGCCAAAGAAGUGUAUUAUAAUGAGGCGGGUAAAAAAGUUACUGUCAAAUUGUUACAUUUUCCGGAUGUACCACCCGAAGAUAUAGCCAAACUACAUUUCGAUGAUGACGACGACGAUGAUGAUGAGGAUGAGGAUGAUGAUGAUGUCAAUAACGACGAUGGCUUGGAUAGUGAUGCUGGCAGUGGAAUAAAAAACAAAGGAACAAAACCAACCACAGCCUCCAAUGAAGAUAGCGAAGAUGCUGGAAGUGAAGCAGAAGUUGCCUCCGGUACAUCGAGUGCCACAAAUGUUAAGAAAAUCUUUCGUCGCAAACUCUCCGGCAAUAAUAUGCAGCCACGUAAAUGUAGUCUGGCCUUUGCCCAGGCUCAUGGCAUCAGGCAAAGAGCCGAAAAGAAACUGUCAAUGCCAACGAUAAGCAUAACAGCGAAUUCGGGCGAACAUAUUGGCCACCCAGCGGUGGGUCAUAGGAAACUGUCACAACCAUUGGCAUCGCCGCAAUCACCCAUAUUCCUGAGGCGAUCGCAUUCGCCUUUGGGACAGAGUUUAUGUCCCGGUUAUAUACAAUACUCGAAAUCGUUGCUCGAAGUGCCCAUGCCAAGGGAUUAUGGUUAUGCGAGCAGUGAUGAUUUGAGUUCUGAAUGGGAUUCAGAUGUGUCCACAUCGGCAGCAAAUUCAACAACUAAUUCGUCCUCAACAUCGGCAGCGAAUGCCUCAACAUCUGCGAGUGGUACAAAGAAGAGUUCCGGUUGGCGUAAAAUACGUAAUAUUGUGCAAUGGACACCGUUCUUUCAGACGUAUAAGAAACAACGUUAUCCUUGGGUCCAAUUGGCCGGUCAUCAGGGCAAUUUCAAAGCUGGACCCGAACCUGGUACUGUUCUCAAGAAACUCUGCCCCAAGGAGGAAGAAUGCUUUCAGGUGCUUAUGCAGGAUGUCCUGCGACCCUAUGUUCCUGUCUACAAAGGUCAGGUGACAAGUGAAGAUGGUGAACUCUAUUUGCAGUUACAGGAUCUAUUGAGCGAUUAUGUUCAACCUUGCGUAAUGGACUGCAAAAUCGGUGUGCGUACGUAUUUAGAGGAAGAACUAUCCAAGGCCAAGGAGAAGCCAAAGUUACGAAAAGAUAUGUACGAUAAGAUGAUACAAAUUGAUCCACAAGCACCAAAUGCUGAAGAACAUGCAGCCAAGGCGGUGACCAAACCGCGUUAUAUGGUCUGGCGUGAAACGAUAUCGAGUACUGCAACACUUGGAUUUCGGAUUGAGGGCAUUAAGAAAAGCGAUGGCACCAGUUCCAAAGAUUUCAAAACUACCAAGUCACGUGAACAAAUUAAAUUGGCCUUUAAUGAAUUUCUCAGUGGUCAGCCACAUAUACUGCCUCGCUAUAUUCAACGCCUGCGGGCAAUUCGCGCCACAUUGGCCCUAUCCGAAUUCUUUCAAACCCAUGAGGUAAUCGGCAGUUCGCUGCUCUUUGUCCAUGAUCAUGCACAUGCUAGUAUCUGGCUAAUUGAUUUUGCCAAGACAGUGGCUCUGCCUCCGGAACAUAAUAUUGAUCAUUAUUCAGCCUGGAAGGUGGGGAAUCAUGAGGAUGGCUAUCUGAUUGGGAUCAAUAAUCUCAUUGACAUAUUUGUCGAGCUGCAGGCGGCACAUGAGGAACGUCAGGAACGUGAAGAACGGCUGGAACAGGAUGCAGGCACCAUUUUAGGCGAAUGAAUUAUCCCAAUUAACAUUCCCAACAUACACACACAUCCACACACACACACAAUCAUUUCCUUCUCAACAAAAAAGUGCUUGAAAAGCAAA
This is a messenger RNA of Drosophila willistoni, 2198 nucleotides long. It is a transcript of the gene IP3K2, whose product is annotated as inositol-trisphosphate 3-kinase A. Lineage: Eukaryota; Metazoa; Arthropoda; Insecta; Diptera; Drosophilidae. The coding region runs from base 180 to 2108 and encodes 642 amino acids. The record is from RefSeq and is a predicted model, not a curated record. Gene Ontology annotation, cellular component: cytoplasm; nucleus. Gene Ontology annotation, molecular function: inositol-1,4,5-trisphosphate 3-kinase activity; inositol tetrakisphosphate kinase activity. Gene Ontology annotation, biological process: inositol phosphate biosynthetic process. The transcript is spliced from 6 exons.